Messenger RNA from Zonotrichia albicollis (white-throated sparrow), 1271 nucleotides. Lineage: Eukaryota; Metazoa; Chordata; Aves; Passeriformes; Passerellidae. The record is from RefSeq and is a predicted model, not a curated record.
CGGCGGGCCAGGGGACAGCAGCUACGGGGCCCAGGUGUCCAGCAGCAGCCUGGAGACACACGCCUCUCACGAGGCCGAUGCCCAGCCCUACAUGGGGGACGCCAUGGAUGGUGUUGACCUCCUGACGCCCCAGAGCGACCAGCAGGAGUCUGCCCCUAACAGUGAUGAGGGAUAUUACGACUCCACCACGCCGGGGCCGGAGGAUGAGGCUGGAGAGGAGCUCAAGAAGGACCGGCUGCCCCGGGACAGCUACAGUGGGGAUGCACUUUAUGAGUUUGACACCCUGAUGAGCCCCUCUCACGGGGAGGAAUCCCUGUUCGAGGGCAAAGUCCCACGCCAGGGCAUCUUCAGCUACUUCAUGGACUUCUGCCUCCCUGCUGAGAAGAGCCUGAUCCAGCAGAUGAUGGAUCAGAAGAGAGGGCUGAUGGACAGCGAAGAGGAGGGGCUUGCAGCCAUUCAGAAAGAGCUGCUGUACUGGGAGCUGCAGAGGGAGCCCGUGCUGAAGCGCCUGGAUGUGUCCAGCAAGGAGAAGUGUCCCCGGGAGAAGCAGUGCAUUGAAUGUAAAACCAGAGCAGCCAGCUCCACUGGCAGGAGUCAGAGUGGCCUUGGGAGUGAGCAGGUGCCCUCACACACCCCAGGCCGGGCUGUCAAUGGUGGGGUUGCAGUGGCUAGGGCUGAAAAUGCAGAGUGGAGGGAUUUUCCAGGGACUCUGUGUCUGGAAAACUGCUACAACAGCCAAAAAGCCCCUGGAAGUUGCCUUAUUCAGCUCACAAAGAACAACCCGGGCUUCGAUGCAGACCUGGACUGUGGGAUGUUUGGGGACCCCAUCCAUGGCAGCAAGGCAGGGCUGUUCCCUGGGUUCAGGCUGCCCGAGCAGGAGCACGGUGCUGGAGCAGAGCCUGGUCCUGGUGAGCCCCAGGUGGGCAGCGAGCCCGAGCACGCUGUGAACUUCUCCCAGGCUCUGGUGGAGUUUGCCAGCAGCGGGACCCUCUUCUCCAGCCUCUCUGAGAGCCUGGGCAGCUCGGCCUCCAGCUCAUCCUUCACCCAGAACCUCCCUGCCCUCCCCACCAUGGUCACCUUUGAUGUGGUGGACGUGGAGCAGGACGGGGAAGGGGAGUGUGAGCAGCACCCGGAGCUGACGGCGGGCGAGGACAUCGCCGAGGCCUUUGACGAUGGCUACGGACAGAAAGAGUCCUUGGCUGAAUGUGACGAGAGAAUGUCCCUGGCCUUCUCCCCGGGCUCCUUCCAGAGCUGCAACUGGGGCGUGGCCA